Benincasa hispida (wax gourd) is the source of this 3322-nucleotide messenger RNA. RefSeq names its product Enhancer of polycomb-like transcription factor protein. NCBI's taxonomy places the organism in Eukaryota, Viridiplantae, Streptophyta, Magnoliopsida, Cucurbitales, Cucurbitaceae. The record is from RefSeq and is a predicted model, not a curated record. Gene Ontology annotation, biological process: regulation of transcription by RNA polymerase II. Gene Ontology annotation, cellular component: NuA4 histone acetyltransferase complex.
AGAAAAAUAUCAAUUUUUCAAAAUUAAUAAAAAUAAAAAUUAAAAAAAAACCCUAGAAGCUGAAUCAUCGAAAACGCCCCAAUGUUCGCAAAAUUUCUCUUCGUCCCCGUAGGGUGAAUCCGACCGUUGAUUCUCUCCAUCCAACGGUUCUAGUCAGUCGGCGACCGCCUUUUCCCCCAGUGGUUUUUAUCAUAAACCCUAGCCGUCUUCUCUCUGUCAGUUUGCAUGAGACUCUCUCACUCUCACCGAUUCUUCAUCAAAUUUUCGGAUCUAAUCUUUGGAAUUCCUUUUUGGGUCCUCUGUCGACUUCUUUUUCGGGGUUUUUUCACAGCCUCUGUAAAUGGAUCUUUGAUAUUUGUAUAUUUUAAAACUUUUUUUUUAAGGAUUUGAAUCUUGAUUAUUGUAGAGCUAGUGUGCGAAUCGGUAAAGAUUUUUGUAAUUUCUUCUUGGUGUUGCAUGUCUCUUUGUUUGUUUCCGAUGUUUGAUUUUUAAUUUUUCCCCCUCUUUGAAAUCUUUCGCGCCAAGUCUCCAUUUCUUGAAAAUUCUGGCUCAUCGUGUAUACAGACACUGAUUUUGACGAGAUGGGUGCUUGUUAAACACUGGCCGGUUUGUAAUUUUCCGGCCGCUGGUUGCGAGUCAAUUCGAAGAAACAAGAAGGUUGAUUGGUGGGUGGUGUUAAUUCUUUAUAGCCGUACGGCAAUGCCGUCUGGGAUGAGAAGGACGAGAGUUUUUGGUUUGGUAAAGGGUGUUGAUGGAGCUAGAGUUCUAAGGUCUGGAAGACGGCUUUGGCCUGAAUCGGGAGAGGUGAAGGUUAAGAAGUCUAAAGACGCUAAUGAUUGGUACCCUGUUAUUGAAAGCAGAGGAAAUGGCCAUGGUAGGCUCCAUGGUAAGUGGACUCCAGUUCGAAAUGUCAAGCCGAAGAGGGUGGUGGUUAGCUUUCGUGGGGAUGAUGAUGCUUGUGUUGUGAAAGUGCCUGAGCCAGUGAAGGUUUUUCCUAGGAUUAGUAACGAUGGCAAGUCUGGUGAUGGGGAUAGAAUGUUUGGGAAAGUUUAUACAAGGAAGAGGAAGAGGGGUCGUUUGGAAAAUGGGGAGGUUUUUGAUGAAAUGGAGAGUGAUAAUGUUCUGUCAGGGGAUAGGAUGUUUGGACUCCGGUUCAUUCGAAGACAGAGGUCGAGGAAGACUGAUGUUGAACAUUGGGAGUCUACUGCAGGUGGCCGUUCUACUAAACUGCAUUUCCGAAGGCAGAGGAUUUCGCGGCCCCGGGAUCAGGUUCUUACUAUUUUUGCCGGGAGUAGUCUUGAUGGUGGCUGUUUUUCAGAUUUUAUACUCUCGGUUCUUAGACAUUUGAAGAGUCCUGACCUGAGUCUGGCUAAGUUUUCUGCAUUUUUGUUAUCUAAUCCAAUCAAUGGAGUUUUUGCUUUGAAGGGAAUGCGUUUCUUACAGGGUUAUCCUCCUACUGGAAGUUCUGGCAUGUUUGUGAUUUUUGGAGCCAGGCAAUCAAUUCCAAUGUUUCAUUUGGAUUUUUCCGCUGUUCCUCUCCCUUUUAUGUUUUUGCACUCCGAGAUGUUUCUUAGAGUGACUUGGAUUCAGGCUCGUCUUGUAUAUAAUAACAACCAGUUAGAUGUAGAUAUAAGUAGUGAUAGUGAAGAAGACUGUGUUGAAGAGCUACAUGUUUCCAGUUCUCUUGUAAGUUCCUUGGAACACAAACCCAUGGCCUUUGGAUUUGAUCGUCCUAAGACCCGAUCUGUUUCACAUCCAUCUGUUAGAGCUUCAAGGUUAGGUAGUCGGACCAUGCAAUACAGAAAUGGUUUCAGCUCUCGUGGUAUACGAAAAAGGAGAAGUUCACUGAGAAUGAAGAGACCUGGAAGCCAUUCUCUUGCUGCUGUGCAAAAAACUAUUGGCUCAUUGGCAGUUGAUGAUAUAAAACGCAGUGUCACUUUUUCUUCUGGAGCAUCUUGCAACAGGCACAAGAACUCAUCCCCGAGGGACUCUGCUGGGCGCAUCAGAGAAGUGAGUUCUACUGCAUUGGGAUCAGCAAUGGAUGUUGACUCAUCAUGCUGCAAUGCAAAUAUAUUAAUAAUAGAAUCUGAUAAAUGUUCGAGAGAAGAGGGAGCCAGCAUUGUGUUAGAGUUGUCUGCAUCGUGUGAAUGGCUUCUGGCAAUCAAGAAAGAUGGUUCAACUAGAUACACCCAUAAAGCAGAAAGAGUUAUGAAACCCUCUUCUUGCAAUCGUUUUACACAUGCAAUAUUGUGGUCAGUAGAUAACGGUUGGAAGCUAGAGUUUCCUAAUCGAAGGGAUUGGUUUAUUUUCAAGGAUUUAUACAAGGAGUGUUCUGAUCGCAAUAUACCAUGUUCUAUUGCUAAAGCUAUUCCUGUGCCAAGAGUGUCUGAAGUUUCAGAUUAUGUUGACAGUAGUGGUGUUCCUUUUCUAAGAUCAGAUACAUACAUCUCUGUAAACGACGAUGAGGUAUGUAGAGCGAUGACAAAAAGUACCGCGAACUACGACAUGGAUUCUGAUGACGAGGAAUGGCUAAUAGAGUUUAAUGAUAGGCUUAUUGCAACAGACAAGCACCGGGAAUGUAUCUCAGAGGAGAAUUUUGAGUUGAUGAUCGAUGCUUUUGAGAAGGAAUUUUUCUGUAAUCCCGAUGCCUUCUCUGAUGAGAAAGCACCUGCUGAUAUAUGCAUGCAUCUCGGUAGCCGGCUGAUAGUAGAGUCGUUAUAUGCUUAUUGGACAAAGAAACGAAAACAAAGAAAAUCAUCCUUGAUAAGGGUUUUCCAGGCUCAUCAAUCAAAGAGGAAACCUCCUGUGGUCCCUAAACCAAUCAUGCGAAGAAGACGAUCACUCAAAAGGCAACCUAGCCAAUCUGGAAAUGGUAGAACUACCCAAUUAAGUAUUUUAGAAGCCAUAAUUUCGAGACGAGAUGAUAUGGAGGACCAGAAUGCUAUGCAAAAGUAUGAAGAAGCAAAGGCAGCAGCAGAAAAAUGCUUUGAAAACGCUGUCAAUAAGCGGCAAAGGGCACAAUUGCUGUUGGAGAACGCAGAUUUAGCAGCUUACAAAGCCAUGUUAGCACUCAGAAUUGCCGAAGCAAUUCAAGCAUCAUCAGAAUCUGCAACUGCUGCUUGUUUUCUCGAAUGAGAUUUUAUUUUCGAGAAUUCCUGCUUUUCUUUGGAAUACCUAAUUGUUUUUAAUUAUAUUGUAUAGUAUUUCAUUAAUGUGUACAUUCCUAUUUUGUGUAUGAUUAGAAGAAUCUCUCUAGCACCCAUUAUGUACAAUGAGAUGUCCUGAUUUUUCCCAGGUCAAAGAUAUACCCAAGUUUGUACUA